This is a messenger RNA of Nilaparvata lugens (brown planthopper), 2673 nucleotides long. RefSeq names its product influenza virus NS1A-binding protein-like. The record is from RefSeq and is a predicted model, not a curated record. Gene Ontology annotation, molecular function: protein binding. The transcript has 13 exons. NCBI's taxonomy places the organism in Eukaryota, Metazoa, Arthropoda, Insecta, Hemiptera, Delphacidae. Bases 553 to 2673 code for a protein of 706 amino acids.
AAGAGGAAUAUUCCUCUUCAUACGAGAGAAGUGUAGACAGUGUGAGUGUAGAGUGUUUGUGUAUGUGUUGCUUCCGGAGCUAUAUCUCGUGCUCUACAGUACACACUUGUAUACUAGUAAUAUCAAUUAUUGCAUUUUGAACUGUACUACGUUGACCUACGUACCUUAUCAGUAUACUACUAUCACUAUCAAUUAUUUCAUUGGAUAUUGAACUCCCCCAACAGUCAUUCUAAUUUGAAUUUUUUCUGCUGCUCCACUAUCAUACUGCUCCCAUUAAUCAACAACGUCGUUCAGUAACUUACCGUUCCAUUUUUGCAAAUGGAUUUGAAGUUAUUUCAUAGUGGCAAAGUAGUCUUUCAAUUGAUUAGUUACUUAUCAUUUCAAUAUUUUUAAUAUAUAUCAUCAUCAAGCUGUUGCGUCGAAAUUGAUGCUGUGAACCAAUUACUUACAACUUUACGACUACACACACAUGUGUUCUUAAAGAAGUAAUACAUCAGUGUUCUAUCAACGUUUCAUCGUGUUUUGGUCCCUUUUCUACUUCCAGUAAGAAAAAUGACGAUGGCUAGUUCUCAAUCCGAAAGUGAUCUCAGCUCAGAUGAGAUGGCGGAACAAACUAACGCUGGGCUUGUCUUCGAGGAUGAGUUGCUGCCUCCAAGAACCCUGCAUAAUAUGAACAUGAUGCGCAAAAAUCGCAGUUUUUGUGAUGUGAUCUUGAAGGUUGGUGGCACUGAAAUAUUUGCACAUAAGGCGGUUCUUGCUGCGUCUUGUCCUCAUUUUCUGGAACUUUUCCAUGCUGAAGAUGGUCUCAAAGGCGGAACGAGAGAGACUGUUGUCACUUAUCAUCUGAACGGACAGUUUGACAAGGAUGCAUUGGAGAUAAUUAUCAACUACGCUUAUACAGCUAGAUUGGAAGUGAAUGCAAACAUGGUGAAGACAGUUUAUGUGACUGCGCAGUGCUUGAAAAUGCAACAGGUGAUGAAAAAAUGCGCCAACCACCUAUUGCAGCAACUCAGUGUAGAAAAUUGCAUCGAAAUAAGAUCAUUGCCAGGCAUUGCAAGGAAUAUCGAUUUGGCUGCUCAUGUUGAUUCUUUCAUUAAAAAUCAUUUUGAGUCAGUUUGUAAAAGUUCGGUGCUUCUGAACCUACCCUGUGUCAGGGUGGAAGUACUCAACCAGACUCGAGAGGAGAUGUCGCUUGUAUCACCUGAAUCACUCGCUUGUCUUGUUCUUGACUGGAUGAAGAGAUCUGAUGAUGAUUUGACAAUUGAUGCAUUAAUUGACAAGACACACUUGCUCUAUCUAGCGCUAGAUAACUCGCUGAAGGACUGCUCAGAAUUGCCCAGCAAUGACGUAUCCAACACUGAAAUUGUACAAGACUACAAACGACAAUCCAAGAAGAAUCUGCAGGCGCACCCUCCAAAGAGUCAUAGGAGGAAACAGGUGCAACCAGCGAAACCUCGCGUUUUGCUUUACUCUAGAGAUAUCUCAGACAGUAGUAUUAGGCUAGAAGAGAACAACACAGAUUGGACAGUAGUGGCGUCUAUUAAAGUUGCAGAGCACACAUUCCUGGCUCUCGUAAUGAUCAACCGAAGCCUGGCAACACUUUCCAUCCUGUUGCGUCUGAACGAAGUGGCAUCUGCAACACAGCAGAGUCCGUUGCAAACGCCGGAUACAUGUCAGCCAAACUCCGAGGGUGGUGAACCUCUUGAUCUCUACUGCGGACUGACCAACAUGGCAUCUGUGCGUAGCGGAGCAGGAUGUGCUAAUUUGAACGAUUGUCUGUUUGUUUGUGGUGGCUAUGACAAGGUGGAAUGCCUGCGCAACGUUGAAUUAUACAAUCCAGCCGAAAACACAUGGAGUGAACUUCCAGCCAUGAAAGAUGCUCGUGGACGAUUCAAUAUGGCAGUUGUCGAUGGAUUAGCCUAUGCGGUUGGUGGCUGCAAUGGGACAACGGAACUGGCCACUGUCGAAUGUUAUUCUCCCGAACGGCACACUUGGACUACUGUUACACCUCUGCCCUUGGCUAGGUCCAAUACAGGUGUAUGUGCGCUGGAUGGAAAGAUAUAUUGCAUUGGUGGCUGGAAUGGUCAGAUGGGCAUUAGACAGUGCGAUCGUCUUGUCCCUGACCAUAAGAAAUGGGGAGGCAUGGCUCAGCUUCAAAAAGGUCGAUAUCAAGCUGGAGUUUGUGCGUUCAAUGGAAGAGUGUGGGCUGUGGGAGGAUGUGAUGGCUGGAAUUGCUUGAAUUCUGUCGAAGUUUAUGAUCCGGAAAGUGACGCUUGGAUGUUCGCGGCCCCUAUGAUCACUGCUAGACGUGGUUGUGGUGUAGCCGAAUUCAAAGGAAAACUUUACGCAGUGGGUGGAUCUGAUGGCACGUAUUCUCUUUCCACAACUGAAGUUUAUGAUCCAGUUGAGAAAAUCUGGUCACUGGGACCAAACAUGACUACACCACGGUCCAAUGCUGGGGUUGCUGUUAUCGGAGGAAGAUUGUAUGCGGUUGGAGGUUUUUCAGGCAGAGGCUUCUUGAAUACAGUGGAAUAUCUUGAUGAAAGCACAGACGAAUGGACGACAUUCAGUCUACAGCGUCCCGUCAACGGAACGGAUAUUAGACCGGCUGUCGAAUCGGUCCUACUAUAUAUAUAUAUAUAUAUAUAUAUAUAUAUAUUACCCUCGUUAUGA